GUUAAUGCGGUGGCGGGCAAUGUGGCAGAUCCUUUUAAGGGUGACCGCCACCGCUCACGCGCUCGCUCGUCAAUGCCGGAACCUUUUUGAACCACACGCGUGACCGAUGACUUAAUUGUUCUUAAUUGUUUGGCUUCUGGUGACCUAAUGGGAGGCGGGCCUAAAAUGGCUUCUGCUGGCAGCAGGUCCCAACACAUUCUCGCAGGAUGGAAACCUGUCCGAGCCUUGUUGUCACAGCGACUGCUCACCUCGGCUUCAUUAGUCGCCGAUAUCUCCGGGCGACAAACACGUCCAACUUUCAUCAGCCGCUCAAACGCGUGUCCAGAAAUGAGUCACGUCCCUUACCCAUUCUCUUCUCUAGAGAUGACAGCACAUAAUAGACAAAUCAAUGCGAUCUCACCCUGCUUAUCAAAGAUUCGGAGCCUACACACAAACAAGAGGUCUGAUGUUGCGACUAUGCGCGUGUGUGUGUAGGAGUGAGUGUGUGUUCAUGAGCGUGCUUGUCAGGGCUCCUUUAUAAAAGGUCUGGAGGUCGAGAUUUCUCCAUUUUUCUGCUGAGGAUCUACUCUCUUCACGGGAAGAUGCAGAUGUGUGACAUCCCUGUGCGGCGGCUGGUGGUCUUUGUGCUCCUGGUGCUCCUCCCCACCGGGCUGUGUGAGCAGAACCAGAGUCGCCGAGCGGUGGCCGAGCACCAGCUGCUGCACGACCGCGGUCGCAACAUCCAGAGCCUCAAGCGGCUCAUCUGGCUGUCGGGGGCCAUGGAGGGGCUGCACACGGCUCAGACGCGCUCGCUGGUGGCACCGGUGGUCCGGGAGGCCCCCGAGGACGAGGACGACCCUGACGUGGCCGCUCUGCUACGCCGGCUCCUCAGAUACUUCUUUCAGAGUCCUUACGGGACGCGCGCGGUCCAGCGAGAGGCCUGAACCCCUCGGCUCCGUCAAAACCUGACUCCUUGCUGCAAAAUGGAAUGCGGUAUAGUGGAUAUCAAAAGUCUACACACCCCUGUUCAAAGGCCAGGUUUUUGUGAUGUGAAAUAAAUGAGAUCAAGAUAAAUCAAUUCAAAAGUAUUUCCACCUCAAUCCCCAACAGAUGGGGGGGAAACAUGUAUAUUCAUUGCAGACAGUUUUGUAUGAACUACCUACAAGUGGCACUUGAGUAAAAGUAUAAUGUAUCUAUGUAUUUACAAAAUGUAUGCGUUGUCUAUAUCAUGUAUUUCUCCGUCAAGUUUUAGCUGCAUACGAAUGCUGUAAACAAGACCUUCAGUGUGGAAA
Molecule: messenger RNA, 1271 nt
Organism: Syngnathus acus (greater pipefish)
Lineage: Eukaryota; Metazoa; Chordata; Actinopteri; Syngnathiformes; Syngnathidae
Gene: pth4
Product: parathyroid hormone 4
Exons: 3
Coding region: 582-923 (113 amino acids)
Biological process (GO): bone mineralization; adenylate cyclase-activating G protein-coupled receptor signaling pathway; regulation of chondrocyte differentiation
Cellular component (GO): extracellular region
Molecular function (GO): hormone activity; peptide hormone receptor binding
Source: RefSeq, a predicted model, not a curated record